AUGGUCCCGCGCAGCCGUUGCGACCUGCUGCCCUUCUAUGCCCGUCUGGUUGCUGCUCUGCAUCCAGUCAUGCCAGAUCUGAGUCAGGAACUCAAUGAGAUGCUUCUAGAUGAGUUUCGCUGGCAUGUUGCAAAGAAGGACCAAGUGAACCUGGAGAUGAAGUUAAAGACUGUUCGGUUCAUCGGUAAGUCCGUCCUUACCCUCUCCUGCAAUUUCCAUGGUGAUAACCGCGUUUGCAUGAUUUUUAAUUUUGUUUAG
Molecule: messenger RNA, 258 nt
Organism: Dibothriocephalus latus
Lineage: Eukaryota; Metazoa; Platyhelminthes; Cestoda; Diphyllobothriidea; Diphyllobothriidae
Source: the annotation of a GenBank genome assembly